AAUUAUUUGUAAGAAAAAUUUUGUGUGUUUUUGAAAAUGGCCAUUAAUUUUGAAGAAAUUCCCAGUGAAAUUGAAAUUCCCCUAAAACCUGCCCAAAAAACCAAAACCGUCCAGGAAGAACUUAAUGAGCGACAAUCUUUGCUAAAUGAACGUGCUAUAAAAUGUAAGGAUAUAAGACCAUUUUUUGAAAAACUGCAUAAACCGGCCCCACGCUAUUUGUAUCGCUAUUUAUGUGUUUGUCCUCGUUAUAAUCCUCAAUAUGUUUGCAAACAUUCGGGCAAUAUCAUAAUCGAUCGCGAUGUUUUAACACCUGAAGAGCAUAUUGUCUAUUUGGCCACACCCAAGGCCAAUUUCGCAGCACCUCGUCAAAUGCCACGAUAUUUUCUUCGUAAAUCUAUUAUAGCCAAUUGUACAGCUCGUAUAAAUCGUUUGGCUAAACCUGAUUUGAAACAAGUAACGGAUACCUUAAACAAUUUCAAUCAUGUUAUAUCGAGACGUCAUAGAAGAUCGUUGAGAAAACGUUUGGAAAAAUCUGUAAAUGUGGAAUAUACUACAAUACAAAAGGCUUUAGAUUGGUUGGGUGAAGAGAAAAGAUUGCGUAAGAUGGCUAAGAGGAUGGAGAGACUACGUUGCAAAAAAUUAUCACGGAAAAUUGUUGCCAAACAGAGACAGCAAAUUAAAAAGAUUGUUUGUAUUCUAUUUGAAGAAAUGAAAGAUUUCCUUUUAAAUGAUCAAUUCAUAAUGGAUGAAAGUUCGACUUUGGUGAUGGUGAUAUUGGAGACAUUGAGAGAUUUUACAGACAAAGAAUUCUAUAUAACCAGUAAUUUGCGAGAAUAUCAAAAAAUACUAGCAUUCAAUUUGGCUGUUUGGAUUAAUAAAUUCAUAUCAAAUUUGAAUAUACAUGUUGCAGAACCGCCCAAACCUAACGACGAAAUGGCUGCACAACCACCAACUGAAAGACAAACCCAAGAGUUGUCAUCAUUUAUUCCUGUAGGUGAUUACAUAUCACCAAUUGUCUCGGAGGAAGAACUGUAUGAAGAUGAAGAUGAUGAAGAUUAUUAUUCUUACCCGCAAACUACCAGUGAUAGGGGACAAUAUACUAACGAUACGACUGAUAUCAAAGAAGAAUUAAAAUGAAUUUAACAAUUACCU
Lucilia sericata (common green bottle fly) is the source of this 1152-nucleotide messenger RNA. RefSeq lists its product as uncharacterized. The record is from RefSeq and is a predicted model, not a curated record. The coding region runs from base 37 to 1137 and encodes 366 amino acids. Lineage: Eukaryota; Metazoa; Arthropoda; Insecta; Diptera; Calliphoridae. The transcript has a single exon.